Molecule: messenger RNA, 1320 nt
Organism: Pisolithus orientalis
Lineage: Eukaryota; Fungi; Basidiomycota; Agaricomycetes; Boletales; Pisolithaceae
Product: cytochrome P450
Exons: 7
Coding region: 308-1156 (282 amino acids)
Molecular function (GO): iron ion binding; oxidoreductase activity, acting on paired donors, with incorporation or reduction of molecular oxygen; heme binding
Source: RefSeq, a predicted model, not a curated record
GAGUCUUUGAUCGAUGCCAACGAUGGUCACAGUGCCAUUAUCGAGGUUCAGAAUUGGAUGAAUCAUAUUUCGUGCGAUUUAUUUAUUUAUUGUCAUUUGGACCCUCAACAUUCCAUCCAGGCUUGAUGUCAUUGGGCUUGCUGGCUUCUCCCAUGAUUUUGGUUCUCUGGACGGAAAGACAACCCGCGUAGUGGAGGUAUUCAAUACCUUCGCAGGGUCGGUUCCGAAUUCUACUAUCAUUCUUCUCGCCGAUGUGUUCCCUCUACUGCUACAUGUGCCAACAUCGAGGGGUGAUUUGUUCGCUGAGAUGAACCAAACACUGGCGGACGUCUCGAGGAAGUUUCUGCAGAGGUCCAAGGAGGAGAAGGAAGCAGGAAUCAUCGAUGGGAAAAACGACAAGUCUAUCAUUGGAGUGCUGUUAAAAGCAAAAGACUCGGGUGCUGAUGUCCAAUUAUCCGUUGAAGAAAUCCUUGCUCAGAUGAAAUUACUCAUUGUCGCCGGCUAUGAAACUACUUCAGUCAGCAUGACCUGGGCGUUGCUUGAGCUCGCUCGGAACCCUGACAUACAAACUAAGCUACGAACGGAACUGUUGGCUUUUGGUUCCGACCCGACGUAUGACCAACUUACCAAUAACCUUCCUUACCUCGAUGCUGUGGUACACGAGACGCUCCGUCUACAUCCUCCUCUUGGAGAGUUUCUCCGUCAGGCAACAGAAGACGACGUUAUCCCCCUCUCAGAGCCUGUACGUACCAAAUCAGGCCGAGUUGUCAAUAGCGUAUCCGUAACACGUGGCACUCAAAUUGGAAUAUCUACCACCUGUAUCAAUCGUUCAGUCGCCAUCUGGGGUGCAGAUGCAAAAGUUUUUCGACCGGAACGUUGGUUGGAAGAAGGCGGGAUACCGAAGAAGGCACAGGAGGUGCAAGGUUAUCGCCAUUUGCUGACUUUCGUGGAUGGACCGAGGACAUGCCUUGGCAAAGGAUUUGCGUUGGCCGAAUUCAAGACGGUCAUAUUCACGUUGAUUAAGAAUUUUGCGUUCGAGAUGAGGGAUGGACCUGAUACGCAGAUUGAAAUGACUAUGGGAAUACUGCCGAGACCUAGGGUGGUUGGAGAAGGCCGCACAAACGUGCCACUGCGUGUGCGCCGAUUUGGAGUUUAAUGCAAAUAGAUUUACUGGCUAUCAUGUCGUUCUCCCUUUUCAUGUAGUGUGUGACGUGGCGCAAGGAUGUCGCAGUUGACCCAGUUUCUUCCGAACCAAUGUAUAAUGAGCUGGGCGAGUAGUAAUUACGAACAUGCACGACCAUGGCUGGCAUAUGCGGCAUU